CAUACUUGGACAACAUAUCCUCUAGCGUGCCUUGUUUUACUUUUGGAGGCUAAAAAAAGAAUAUUCGUGAUCCUCGACUAUUAGACUGCUCAUAGCUAGUGAGACUCGUUCAUUGAUACACGCAUAUUAGAGAAACCGGAGCUUCGAGAGACUCAAGAGAUCUUUUCCUUUUACCCAAGAACGAUACACAAAUAUGCAGCGACCUUCAACCGAAGAUCUAACUAGCGUAGAAUGGCGUGAUACCAAUUGGUUAGAGCGCGUUGGAGGAUUUCAAAAUCAACAAAUGGUCCUCGAUUACUUUGCAAUGUCUCCGUUCUGGGAUCGUCAGUGCAACAACCAAGUACUUUCUAUGCAAACACAAUAUAACGAUUUACGACAACCUUAUGAAGCAACUGUUGAAGCAUUAAGAAAGAUGACCGGUAUUGAGUUCGCGGUGGUGCACGAACAACCUCCUGUAUGGAUGAUCCAAAAACGGUAUAGACGAGGGCCUGAACCGAACGAUGUGAAUCCAAUUGCUACGUACUAUAUCAUGGGCGCAAAUGUAUACCAAUCUCCUACAAUCUAUUCUGUGAUUGCUAACCGUUUAUUAACGAGUCUGUUCCAUGUCAACAGCGCUUUCAAAGAAACACAAAAGUGGAUGGAUUUCCAUCCUGCGAAAGGAUACAGCUGGAAAUCCUCUAAACCAGCAUCAACAGACAAAUCCAAAGGUCAACAAGGAGGAACACUUCGUGCACGAGAAAACCAAGAGUUUCGGCAUUGGAUGGAUCGUGCCAUUGAAGCUUCAGCUUUACGAAUAGCACAAAAUCGGUUUGUUCCAGAGCAGACAGUGGUAACCAAUACACCUGAAGUUAGCAGCCUGGCAUCCGUUGGGACGUCGUCACAGCAUGGCAACAGAGAAGAAGCGGGCGGAAAGCGGCAGCGUAAAAAGACGGACGAAGGCAACAUCAGCAAGCGUAAAAAGAAAUCCACUGGCAAAUAACCCGUA
Zychaea mexicana is the source of this 985-nucleotide messenger RNA. Its product is annotated as MED6 mediator sub complex component-domain-containing protein. Gene Ontology annotation, cellular component: mediator complex; core mediator complex. NCBI's taxonomy places the organism in Eukaryota, Fungi, Mucoromycota, Mucoromycetes, Mucorales, Lichtheimiaceae. Bases 194 to 979 code for a protein of 261 amino acids. The record is from RefSeq and is a predicted model, not a curated record. Gene Ontology annotation, biological process: regulation of transcription by RNA polymerase II. The transcript has 8 exons. Gene Ontology annotation, molecular function: transcription coactivator activity.